AAUUCGGACGGAACUUUGACCCGAAACAGCAUCCCCGCAGACUGCAUUAUCUCGGCCGUUGACACCUCCAAGACGGACCUUCCCCUCUAUGUCGCCGAAACGGAAGCCACCAUCACUGGUGAGCCUCUGCGCAGCUUCCGUGCCAAGCACGACUAUGAAGAGGCGAAGCCCAGUGCGGCGCCUGUGAUGGCAGAUGUCGCCAUGGACGAAGAUCCAGCCACCUGCAAGGGUGAGCCUUCCUCGGCCGUUGAUGUGGCAGUGACACAGAUGCCGGUGACGAGCAGUCUCAUCACCGCUAACUUCCGUCACCUCAACCAAGGCACGAAGAAGCGAGGGCAGAUGAGCGCCGAGGCCACAGUCAUCCGUGAUGCUGAGGAUAUUGUGACAAGGGCGAUGCAGCUACAGUAUGCAUCCGUGUCAUGCCGCUGGUCGGAGGAUGUUCAAUUCCAAUGGCGCAUGCCCAUGCUUCAUUACAUCGCUUGCGCAUGCCUCCCAGAUCCAGAGCGAACUGAAGAGCAGCGACACCUACGUGCUGGUUCCCACUAUGCCGCCACACAGUCGGGUGUGCCUGCGGGCAAGCUGGUCUUCUAUGCCCACUGUGAAGUGGAGCCCUGCGGACAUUGCGUUUCAUCGACGAUGUUGGAAGCGUUCUCACUUUUGAGGGUGAGGUGCCGGGCCACGGACGAGGAGAUCGUUGAGGUUGCUGCGCGCAACAAGGGCACCCCAAAGGGGUCGCCCGAUACCGUUGCACCGCUCUAUCGAGGGUACCCUCAGGCUGUCAGGCCAUGGGACGAGUGGAACCGCUCUGGUGGCCAGACUCAUGGCCGGUAUUCGCAAGCCGAGUGGGAUCAGUGGUUGGAGGCUGCGGAUGGUGGUGGUUACACUCCAUUGCUCGUGGCCUGCGCGAAGGAGAACCGCUGGCCGGUUGCGGAAUUGCUGUUGAACUCCUCUGCGGAGCUUGGCGUUGCGACACACGGUCAGAAGUUGUCUCCCUUGUUUCUGGUCAGCGA
Messenger RNA from Symbiodinium necroappetens, 1010 nucleotides. The record is from the annotation of a GenBank genome assembly. Lineage: Eukaryota; Dinophyceae; Suessiales; Symbiodiniaceae.